AUUCGGGUAGAACAGUCUAGAAGGCCAUAUCGAUAUCACGUGAUUUGUAAGUAUUUUAUAAAACAUGCGCACACCAGCGACUUGGUAUAGCUUGACAAGAUGUCUACACUAAAGGCUGCUAGUCUCAUUCUUUUCUAUUGCCAGUUUCUGCGACCAGUUAUAGGCCAGAGCACUCUGUCUGAUUCGAACCAUACUGUCACUGAAGAUUAUUCCGGAUCAGAAGACCACGGAGCAACAACGAAAGAAUACUCCUACACGAAAGAAAUCAUUGCGGCUGCUGUUAUUGGUACCAUUUGCUUUGUCAUGUUGGCAAUGUUACUCUUAUAUUUCAAACCCGGGAGGAAAGACAGUGCAUGUUACACUAAGGACGACCCCGCUGACAAAGACGAUCAAGAUGUUGAAUUAAAAGAAAUUUUCAUAACAGAUCAAGUUAAAGGUGGAAGCGACACAGUUUAGAUGGAAAAGUGAUGGCCAUACGUAACAAGAGUGGACGGUGCAGGGAUUCGGGGUUUUGGCAAUCGAAAUUCAACCUUUACCUGACGGUGAAAAGUUGAAUACAGUACAAUACGAAAUACAUAGUACAUAUAUAUCAUAUAUCAUAGAAUGUUCAAAACAGCAUCGAACUAUCACACCUUUACUUAUUGUAUGUAAUAAAAGUACAAUUCUGACAACGAAAUGGUGAUAUUUAAAGGCUGUGCUUACAAGCUGACAGUUGAAAAUGGGUCUGCUUAUUUUUGACCUAUUUUUUCACAGUGAUUGCCUCCCGUUUAUUAUGGACGGUAAGAUAUUAAGUGCCUCAAAAUGACCAUAGCAAUAUCGAUAUAUGGACUAAGCGACACGCACUUCCUCUGUAACACGAAGUCGUCUUUCGUCCAGACACCACCCCUUCACCACAAAGCACCAGCUGAAGAGGAACCUAACAGUUAAAAGGGUUCACAUGUGUUUGCCAAAGUAAAAUACUUGAUUAAAGACAUCAUCAAUUUAUCAUUUUACGAGUUUCUAGUUUAUUGAAAUUGUCAAUAUUUACAAAGGCUGUAACGUGUAAAAUAUGACUGGAGUUUAUUAAAAUGUCUUAGAAUUGAG
Ruditapes philippinarum (Manila clam) is the source of this 1083-nucleotide messenger RNA. RefSeq lists its product as uncharacterized. The record is from RefSeq and is a predicted model, not a curated record. The transcript is spliced from 3 exons. NCBI's taxonomy places the organism in Eukaryota, Metazoa, Mollusca, Bivalvia, Venerida, Veneridae. The coding region runs from base 100 to 456 and encodes 118 amino acids.